CAACCGUUAACUUCUCUACUUCCAUCAGGGAAAUGGCUCAAAAGACGUUUUCCAUCAGUGGAUGUGAAAAAGCCAGUUGGUUGAAAGUUCCUUGAAGUUGCGCCGCUUGCCUCGGGGAUUUACAUUCCCACUCUCCACCUUUGGAGAGGAGUGGGACUGCACAACGAGAUUAUUCAUUUCAUGUCUUCUGUGCCGAUUGAGAACUCACCAAAUCCAGGUGAAUGUAUAGCAUGAUGAUGGAAACGGACUUGCACUCCCCCGGACCCCAGACUAAAACCAAUCCGGGACAAACGGGUCCAAAUAGCGGGAGCAAAGCCAACCAAGACCGGGUCAAGAGGCCGAUGAAUGCUUUCAUGGUGUGGUCGCGGGGUCAGAGGAGAAAGAGCCAAGAGAACCCCAAGAUGCACAACUCGGAAAUCAGCAAAAGACUAGGCGCCGAAUGGAAAGUCAUGUCCCGAGCGGAGAAGAGACCCUUCAUCGACGAGGCCAAGAGGCUGCGCGCCAUGCACAUGAAGAGCACCCCGGAUUACAAGUACAGACCCCGACGGAAGACCAAGACCCUCCUGAAAAAGGUCAACUCGCUGGCGGGCGGGCUGCUGGCAGCCGGAGCGGGGGGGGGCAGCGCCGUCGGAGUGUGACUCGGAGUCGGCAUGAGUCCCGUGGGAGUCGGGCAACGACUGGAGAGCCCGGCCCACGGGGGCGCCGCCAACUGCCGCUACGCGCACAUGAACGGUUGGGCAAACGGGCGCCUACUCGGGCCCGGUGGCCGCGGCGGCGGGCGGGCGGCGGCGAUGAUGCAAGAGGCACAAUUAGCCUACAGCCAGCACCCGGCUACGGGGGGCGCACCACCACACACCACGCUCACCACCAUCUCACACCCCCACAACCCGCAGCCCAUGAACCGCUACGACAUGUCCGCCCUGCAGUACAGUCCCAUCUCGAACUCUCAGAGCUACAUGAGCGCCUCUUCCGUCGGGCUACGGCGGCUUAACCUACACCAGCAUCAUAGCUCGGGGGUCGCCUCCUCGGGCACCAUCGGCACCCUGGGCUCGUUGGUCAAGUCGGAGCCGAGCGUCAGCCCCCCGGUCAGCUCCCACUCCCGGGCGCCUUGCCCAGGGGACUUGAGGGAAAUGAUAAGCAUUGUAUUGCCGACGGGAGAAGCCGGUGAUCCAUCGGUGCAGAACAGACUGCACGCGCUGCCUCAACACUACCAGAGCGCCAACGGGGUAAACGGAACGGUCCCGUUGAUCGCAUAUCUAAAGUGAGCGCGACAGCGACGGCGGGCGACAGCAAAACGACACAUAACCAAAUAUUUACCUCUUUUUUUAGACUCUAUCUGAACUACUUUUUGUACAGAAUGUUUUUGAUGUUAAUGUAAAUGAAAGGUAAAGAUGGUUUCGAUGCCUUUUUAGGGAGCGCUAGGGUAUCAAGCAGGUAUGGCAUUUUAGAAUGCUUUUUGUUUUAUGAAACACUUUUUUUGCACAGUUGCAAUCAAACAAUGUUACUUUUCAGUUAACAGAGAUGACAAUGCCAGUUAAAUGUGAUUUUAUGAGAAGCAUAACAUAGUCUGUUGUUCAAAAAAAUGUAACCAUCGAAAUUUAAGUCCUGUGCAAAAUUAUUUAAUAGGAAGCAAAAAAAAAAAAAAAAAAAACUAAAAGCUAUUUUAUCAAGCCUCGUUUUAGCUGUGUACAAUACAGAGACAAAUUAAAGGUGUUUUUACAAGUUUCUAAAAACCCUUUUUUUUCAUUUGACAUUCAGGACGUUUGUAAUCAUGUGACUUUCUGUAUCUGGAUUAUUUACUUUUUUGUUGUAGAUAUUUCCUGUAAAUUGUGUAAAUAAUUUUUAAUAUUCCUAGAAAUUGGCAAGCACCUAAAGCUGUGGUAAAUAGUUUACUAAAUGCAUUUCUGCCACAAAAAAAGAGAAAAGAAAUCUUGAAAUGGCGUUGAAUUAUGAGUUGAAUAAAUUUAUGAAAAUUUAAAUCUGCAUCUGAUAUAACCG
This is a messenger RNA of Erpetoichthys calabaricus (reedfish), 1998 nucleotides long. RefSeq names its product SRY-box transcription factor 1b (gene sox1b). Gene Ontology annotation, molecular function: RNA polymerase II cis-regulatory region sequence-specific DNA binding; DNA-binding transcription factor activity, RNA polymerase II-specific. Gene Ontology annotation, biological process: cell differentiation; regulation of DNA-templated transcription; anatomical structure morphogenesis. The record is from RefSeq and is a predicted model, not a curated record. Lineage: Eukaryota; Metazoa; Chordata; Cladistia; Polypteriformes; Polypteridae.